AUGAUUAUGGCCCUCGCACCCAGCGCCAGCGCCGGCGCCUUUGGCGCGGCCGCGUCCCCCUUCCACGAUUACGCCUUCUGCGAGAUCGUGGCCGGCCCCCGCGAAGGCGGCUGCGCGACGCCCUGCGCGGCGCUGGCGGACUGCUGUGGCGCCGCCUCCGAUGACUGCGGCGCCGGCGCCGCCAGCAGCGGCGCGUGCUCCAUGGACCACGACGCGAGCAGCGACCAGGAGCGCGCCCUCGACGCGCUGCUCGCCGCCGCCGCGUGCAAGCCUCGCGCUGAUGACGACGCCGACGGCGGCCGCGCGCGCCCCGCCGCGCCCGCCUCCGUCACGUUCGCCACCCCGCCCCUCCCGCCCGCGGCGCGCGCCGUGCUCGGCGUGUACGGCGCCGCGCCCGCCGCCGCCGGCGAGCCGGCCGGCGUCAUGGCCGCCGCGGCGGGCCUCAUCCGUGCGUGGGGGCUGUCGGACACCUUCUACGUCUAUGACUUGGGGGAGGUGGCGCGCCUGCACGCGCUGUGGGUCGCGGCGAUGCCGCGCGUGGCGCCGUUCUACGCCGUCAAGUGCAACCCCGAGCCGGGGAUCGUGGCGAUGCUUGACGCGCUGGGCGCCGGCUUUGACUGCGCGUCGGUGCAGGAGCUUGAGCGCGCGGCGGCGCUGGGCGUGCCGCAGAGCAGGGUGAUCUUUGCCAACCCCUGCAAGCGGCCGGCGGACUUCCGCUACGCCGCAGAGAAGGGGUCCGAGUAUACUACGUUUGACUGUGCCUCUGAACUAGAAAAGAUCGCUGCCGGGUACCCGGCCUUCAAGUGUGUCCUGCGCAUCAGGUGUGACGACGAGACCUGCAAGAUCAACCUCGGCCUCAAGUACGGCGCCGACCCCCAGGAGGACGCGCCCCAACUGCUGGCCCUGGCCAAGAGCCUCGGACUGAAGGUGGUGGGCGUGUCGUUCCACGUCGGCAGCGGCUGCCAGAACGUGGCCGUCUACGCGGACGCCAUCCGCGCCGCCCGCGCCACCUUUGACGCCGCCGAGGCCCUGGGCUUUGACGACAUGCACCUGCUGGACGUGGGGGGCGGCUUCACCGCGCCAUACGACGCUGAGUCAGCAGACCUCUUCUACCGCACCGCCGCCAUCAUCAACGGGACAAUCGACGAGUGCUUCCCAGCCGGCUGCGGCGUCCGCAUCAUCGCGGAGCCGGGCCGCUACUUUGCCGAGACCUCGGCCACACUCUUCACCACCAUCCUGGGCCAGCGCGCGGCGCGGGCGGGGGCGGCGGGCGGCGCCCCUGCGCCGCGCGACUACUGGCUUAGUGACGGGACGUACGGGUCGUUCAGGAUCCAGGUCGCUGUCGACGGCCUCGAGCCGACCUGCGUCCCCCUGCGCUCCCCCUUCCUGCCGCCCCCCGGCCCCGAGCUCGCCGCGCCCGGCCCCUGCCGCCUCUGGGGCGACUCUGAGCGCGACGAGGACUGCGUGCACAGGAACGCCCUCCUGCCAGCGCUGAGGGACGGCGACUGGCUGGGGUUCCCGCACGCGGGGGCCUACACCAUCUGCUCUGCCUCCAAGUUUUCGGGCGGCCGCAUGGCGAAACCCACCAAGCUGUUUGUGUGCUCCCAGGCGGCGACGCGUGACCUGGGCGCCUACAACGACCCCGCGCUCCGCGCCGCGGCUGCACGCGGCCUGCCGGCUGGGGCGGCGACCGAGGGCACCACGCCCGGCGCCACCGCGGCGUGCGCGGCGGAGAUGCUGCAGGCGCUCAGCGUCGGCUGCGGCGCCGCGGCCCCCGCGGCGAGCUGCUGCACCGACGACGCGAUGAGCGGGGACAGCGAGGGCACGGCUGCCCUGAGCGCGGCCAGCAACGAGGACGGCGGGGGCGGCGACGGCGGCGACUCGCCGGCCGCGGGCGGCGGGGACGCGCCCAUGGGCGGCUGCGACGACGAGGCGGCGUCUGUGCGCCGCGCUUGCGUCCUAGAGCUGCCCUGA
Molecule: messenger RNA, 1974 nt
Organism: Monoraphidium neglectum
Lineage: Eukaryota; Viridiplantae; Chlorophyta; Chlorophyceae; Sphaeropleales; Selenastraceae
Product: ornithine decarboxylase 1
Exons: 6
Coding region: 1-1974 (657 amino acids)
Cellular component (GO): cytoplasm
Molecular function (GO): ornithine decarboxylase activity
Source: RefSeq, a predicted model, not a curated record